This is a messenger RNA of Penicillium longicatenatum, 1080 nucleotides long. RefSeq names its product isopenicillin N synthase family dioxygenase. The transcript has 2 exons. NCBI's taxonomy places the organism in Eukaryota, Fungi, Ascomycota, Eurotiomycetes, Eurotiales, Aspergillaceae. Gene Ontology annotation, molecular function: dioxygenase activity. The record is from RefSeq and is a predicted model, not a curated record. The coding region runs from base 1 to 1080 and encodes 359 amino acids.
AUGACCACAGCCAUGGACCCAAAUAACACUAUUCCGAUCGUGGAUUUUGCCCGGUGGGAGUCCGACGGCCCUAGUCGUCUGCUUAUCGCUCGGGACAUAGUUGACGCUUGCCAGAAGGUGGGGUUUGUCUAUAUCAUCAACCAUUCCCUGCCGGAGUCUCUUCUGAACGAGGCCUUCCACUGGUCCCAGCUCUUCUUUGAUCUACCUCAAGAUGAGAAGCUGAAAGCCCCUCAUCCAGAGGGGUGGGCAGUUCAUCGGGGUUAUUCUUGGCCAGGGCUAGAGAAAGUGUCAGGGCUGGAGGCAGCGAGUGCAGACGACGAUCAGGAGCGGGCGAGGGAGCUACGGGAGGUUCCCGAUAUCAAGGAAAGCUACGACAUCGGCAGCGAGAACAAUCCCGAACAGCCAAACCAAUGGAUACCUGAAGAAAGCCUUCCAGGAUUCCGCUCCUUCAUGGCACAAUUCUAUAAGGAAUGCUUUCGCAUGGGUGGAGAAAUCUUGCAAGCUCUAGCUAUCGGCCUCGAUCUCGACGAGGACCACCUGCUCAACAAGCACUCAGGCCUCAACAACCAGCUCCGUCUGCUCCACUACCCGCCCGUUCCAGCCUCAGCUCUAGAGAAUAAUCGUGCUGCUCGCUGCCCAGCGCAUACGGACUGGAGCUCGAUCACCCUGCUCUUCCAGGACGACUGCGGUGGCCUGGAGGUGGAAGACGUGCAUCGCUCGGGCACCUUUGUUCCUGCAACGCCCGUCAAGAAUGCCAUUGUGAUGAACAUAGGCGACCUCUUGCAGAGAUGGAGUAAUGGUUCGUGUGUCGUCCGGUCUAUCCUGCUAGGCUGUAUACUAAUAGAUGUAGAUCAUUUGAGAUCGACUAGCCAUCGAGUUACACUGCCGCCCUUGGAGGAUCGAUUUGAAGGACAAGAGAGAAUGACAAGGAGACGGUUCUCAAUUCCAUAUUUUCUGUCCCCGGAUUCUGACUCGGUGAUAGAAUGUAUCCCAUCCUGCAGGGGUGAGAAGGAGUCGGCCAAGUAUGAGCCGAUCACGCAGGCGAAUUAUAAUCGGAUGAGGGCUUCAAUGCAGUACUAA